Messenger RNA from Conger conger (European conger), 3684 nucleotides. Its product is annotated as BTB/POZ domain-containing protein 9-like. Gene Ontology annotation, biological process: modulation of chemical synaptic transmission; circadian behavior; adult locomotory behavior. The transcript is spliced from 12 exons. NCBI's taxonomy places the organism in Eukaryota, Metazoa, Chordata, Actinopteri, Anguilliformes, Congridae. The record is from RefSeq and is a predicted model, not a curated record. Gene Ontology annotation, molecular function: protein binding. Bases 256 to 2094 code for a protein of 612 amino acids.
CAGGCCCACAUACCAAUUUAUGGUCAAAUUUUCAUGACCACAACACGGUUAUUUCCGCUAUUGUUAUUUAAAAAAUAAUCAGAAGAAACGAGAGGGGAGAGAGCGCUAUAGAACGUAACGCAGGUAGCUUAGCGUUAAGGUUGAAAACUGAUCUCAUCGUUGGGUGACUGGUGACAGUGGAAUCUUGAUGCGAGCUCAAUGCGAGGCUGAGACAAUGAAGUUGGUGAUCGUAGAUGUGAGAGCCCCUGCUUAGUCAUGAGCAACAGCCACCCCUUACGGCCACUGGCAUCUGUGUCAGAGAUAGACCAUGUUCACUUGCUAUCAGAGCAGCUUGGUGCGCUGGUUCCAGGAGAGGACUACAGCGAUGUUACAUUCAUCGUGGAGGAAAAGCGCUUCCCUGCACAUAGAGUCAUUCUGGCAGCACGCUGCCACUAUUUCAGAGCGCUGCUGUAUGGUGGGAUGAAGGAGUCCCAGCCCCAGGUGGAGGUGUGCUUGGAGGAGACUCGGCCCGAAGCCUUCUCCAUGCUGCUACAUUACCUGUACACCGGCCGUGCAAGCCUCAGUUCUGCCCGUGAAGAAGUGUUACUGGACUUCUUGGGCCUGGCCCAUCGCUAUGGCCUCCAGCCACUAGAGGACUCCACCUGUGAAUUCUUGCGCACUGUGCUGCACACCCACAACGUGUGUCUGGUGUUCGACGUGGCCAGCCUGUAUAGCCUCAGCACACUCAGCGCUGCCUGCUGUGCGUAUAUGGACUGCCAUGCGCCUGAGGUUCUGGCUUCUGAUGGCUUCCUCGCUCUCUCAACGACUGCUCUGCUGACAGUGGUGAGGAGGGACUCAUUUGCAGCGAGCGAGAAAGAGAUAUUCCAAGCGCUGUGCCGUUGGUGCCGGCAGAACGGCGAGGGGACGGCAACGCAGGAAGUGAUGUCAGCAGUGCGACUUCCUCUCAUGAGCUUGACGGAGAUGCUGAACGUGGUGAGGCCCUCCGGUCUGGUGAGCCCUGACGACCUGCUAGACGCCAUCAAGACCCGCUCUGAGAGCCGAGACAUGGACCUCAGCUACCGCGGCAUGCUGAUCCCAGAGGAGAACAUAGCUACGAUGAAGCAUGGCGCCCAGGUAGUCAAGGGCGAGCUGAAGUCUGCGCUGCUGGACGGAGACACGCAGAACUACGACCUGGACCACGGCUUCUCCCGACACCCCAUCGAGGACGACGGCCACGCCGGGAUCCAGGUCAAACUGGGCCAGCCCUCCAUCAUCAACCACGUCCGCAUCCUUCUGUGGGACAGGGACAGCCGGUCGUACUCCUACUAUAUUGAGGUGUCCAUGGAUGAACUGGACUGGGUGCGUGUCGCGGAUCACGCCAAGUACCUGUGCCGCUCCUGGCAGAAUCUCUACUUCCCAGCCCGAGUGUGUCGGUAUGUGCGCAUCGUGGGAACGCACAACACCGUUAACAAGGUCUUUCACCUGGUUGCCUUUGAGUGUAUGUUCACCCAUCGCUCAUUCAUUCUGGAGAAAGGACUUCUGGUGCCCAGUGAGAACGUAGCCACCAUCUCCGCUUGUGCCAGUGUCAUUGAGGGGGUGAGCCGAAGCCGAAAUGCCCUGCUCAAUGGGGAUACGAGGAAUUAUGACUGGGAUUCGGGCUACACCUGUCACCAGCUGGGGUCCGGGGCCAUUGUAAUCCAGCUGGCUCAGCCCUACAUGGUGGGCUCCCUAAGAUUGUUGCUUUGGGACUGUGACACGCGCAGCUACAGUUACUACGUCGAGCUCUCUACCAAUCAGCAGCAGUGGACCAAGGUGGUUGACCGAACAAAGGUGGCCUGCCGGUCCUGGCAGACGCUGAGGUUUGAAAAACAGCCAGCCUCCUUCAUCCGCAUCGUGGGGACCCACAACACUGCCAAUGAGGUGUUCCACUGUGUCCAUUUUGAGUGUCCGGCACAGCUGGAUACGGAGGUGAAGGAGGGAAGCCCCGGGCAGGACUCUUCUGAAUCAAGCUCAGCCUCCCAGCAGGCCCGGCCCCCACGACCCGCCCGGUCCCACAGCCUGCUCCCCUCUCAGCCUUCCUCCUCAUCAUCACCAUCCUCACACACCCAUCACUGAGGAGCAUGCAGCUACAGACUCUAGGGGCUUAAUGAAUAUCCAAAAGUAUGUUUGCACAAGCUCGUAUCUCCAGGGUGCACUCUGCUCUAUGCUGCUACGCAAAUUUUAAUGAUGAUGAAUAAUGUUAAUAUUCACGAUGUAGAUAAUAAUCUGUGAUUAAUUUAUAGAGGAGUUAUAGAUCUUUUACCCAAGAAAAUCUCUCCUCACUUGGCACUUAAGUUUUAAACAGUUUUUUGUUAUGCCCUCAUUUUUAAAAGCUGUCGAUCAGUGUUAUCCGUUUGUGUAUUUAUGUGUUUAAAUGUGCCUUGUCACUUUAGUUCUGAUUGGUUGAAAUAGAUAUUGCAGUAAUUGAAUUUCAUGAAGGAAAGCAUAGGGUUAUUUUAAAUAAGUUUAAAAUAUAUUGAGGAAAUGUAACUGCACCAUUUUUGCAACAUAAACCCAGUGACAUUUUUCUCAAGAACAUAAAGCUUUAAGGAGCUUGCCGUUGUGCUCUGAGAGAACGUCUACAGAGGAUAAACCAUGACCCUGACAUUCUGUGGGUCCACCCACCACUAACAUGAUCUGCAGUGCAAAUAUGAUAUUGGUGUCUAAUUGCUUGCAUUUUUUGUCUUAUCUGUGACUGAAAGCUUUUGUAUGACUAAAUUGUACUGUAUUAUAACUGACUGAACAAACACAGCUAGUAAAAUUAUAUAUUGUACAUUGUGGGAGUUGACCCAUAGGUUUUGUAAUUUGAGGUAAAGCAGACCUGGUCCCCAAAACGAUCUGCAUCUACUAAAUGUCCAUAGCUUUAUUUCUAUUGUAGGUUUUGCUGGUUUAAUUCCAUGUAUAAUUAAAUUUUUUUACUUGGGGUGCUGAAGUUGCUCUCCUUCCAUCUGUUAUUUCUUGUUCGUGGUCUGAUAUCUCUAUGCUUCAGUUUUUUCUGUAUCUCCCUCUUCCCCUUCUUCUCAGUUUUGUGUGAGUGUCCCUCUUCAAUCUUCUUUAUUUGACCUUGUACAACUGCCAUGUCCACAAAAGUCUUUCUCAACCAGAAGCCAAAAUGUAGAAUGGCUGUAGAUUAAACUUUGACAUUUAUAGACUGCUGCAUUUUUUUAUUUUUGGAGCAGAAGUACUUUUUUGCUGGGCUGCAUUUUAAUUUGUUCUGUUUGUGUGUGGACUAACAUAGUGAAUGAAUGAUCAGUCAUUUAGGUAUGACUGUUUCUGAUAUCACUGUCAUUACCAGAGAUCCUUAUGUGAUAAAAGGCUUGCGAUAUGACCUGUGUUUUGUAUCAUAAUUGCAUUUACCUACCGUAGCCUGACCUUGUGGGUCAGGUUGGUUGUUGUGUAUACUGCUUUAGGCCACUAUAUGCUGCUGGAGGACAGGAAGUAAAACCCUGGGGUACAGCAUGGCUUCUGGAUAACUACUGUUGCAAGGAAGGGGCAUAGAUAUUUCCCUGCACAUAGCUUCAGUUCCUCUGGGUUUCUACUUGGCUAGGAGAUUAAAGACUAUUCCUCCUCAUCGUCCUGUGUCUGUUCAUACUGGCUAGCUGCACCUUCUAUGAGCCAUGAUCUUGUAAACAUUUAUUUCAUUAAAAAUAAGGACACUGAACAAAA